Molecule: messenger RNA, 2041 nt
Organism: Alnus glutinosa
Lineage: Eukaryota; Viridiplantae; Streptophyta; Magnoliopsida; Fagales; Betulaceae
Product: pentatricopeptide repeat-containing protein At1g71060, mitochondrial
Exons: 1
Coding region: 363-1910 (515 amino acids)
Molecular function (GO): protein binding
Source: RefSeq, a predicted model, not a curated record
GUUCAUUUUGAAUGAAUGACCUAGAUUAAGAGAAUUGCACAAGACCUCAAUCCCUCUUGAGCCACUCAAACUGACAUUGGUUUUUCACUUCUAGAAAACGAGUUGCAGAAGCAUCUAUUGCACUAAAUGACAUCAUGCAUUCAUACCAUCUCCUAAACGGAAUUAUUGUCAUCAGCUGGAUUACAUAAGCAGAUGCAAUGAGUUUGGUGAACCAAGUGGUCUCACAAUUUUGCUUUAUACUUGGAAAUUAUCAGUCAGAGCCCAAAUGACUUAAAUGGCCAAGGGAGGGACAGAAAGCCCUGCGCUUCCCAUAUACUUUCCCUCUGCCUAAACAAACUCUGAGAAAUCUCGUUGUUUCUCAAAUGGGUCUCACACAGUUACUCAAUUUCCUACAAAAAGCAUCCAAAAAUAGAAGACCCAUCAAUCGCUUGCCUAAUAUUUCUUGUAAACCAACAACUCAAACUGUUCCUCUUAGAUCGUUUGCCUCUACGAUUAAAAACCCAUUUGAGACCAAUGACAAGAACGUAGAUGUUAUGGUAAGCGACGGAGUUCUUGAAGCCGCUGAAAGCAUUUGUAAAAUAGUAUCAAAAAGCUCUGGCUCUUCUGUAGAGGCCUCCCUCGCUCGCGCUUCGAUUGAGGUAUCGCCGGUGCUGGUUGUGGAGGUCUUGAAGAAGCUGGGCAAUGCGGGUGCUCUUGCACUAUCUUUCUUCAAGUGGGCUGAGAAGCAAAAGGGGUUUAAGUAUAGUACUGAGAGUUAUAAUGCUUUGAUUGAGGCUCUGGGUAAGAUAAAACAGUUCAAGCUGAUAUGGGAUUUGGUGAGUGACAUGAAGCGUAAAGGGCAGUUGAGUAAAGAGACUUUUGCCUUGAUUGUGCGGAGAUAUGCGAGAGCGAGGAUGGUUAAAGAAGCCAUAGAGGCGUUUGAGAAGAUGGAGAAGUUUGGAAUGAAGUUGGAAGUGUCGGAUUACAACAGAUUGAUUGAUACUUUGAGCAAGUCAAGACAUGCAGAGAAAGCCCAAGAGGUGUUUGAUAAAAUGAAGAAGAGAAGGUUCGCCCCGGAUAUCAAGUCAUACACAAUUUUGUUGGAGGGAUGGGGUCAAGAACAGAAUUUGUUGAGGUUGAAUGAGGUUUAUAGGGAGAUGAGGGACGAAGGGUUUGAGCCGGAUGUGGUGACUUAUGGUAUAAUUAUCAAUGCGCAUUGCAAGGCCAGGAAGUAUGAUGAAGCAAUUGAGUUGUUUCGUGAAAUGGAAGCAAAAAACUGCAAGCCAAGCCCUCAUGUAUUUUGUACAUUGAUUAAUGGUUUGGGUUCUGAGAGGAGGUUGAGUGAAGCAGUCGAGUUUUUUGAACGAUCUAAGGCUUGUGGUUUUGCACCGGAGGCGCCCACUUACAAUGCUCUCGUGGGGGCUUACUGUUGGUCGGUGCGGAUGUAUGAUGCGUAUAGGGUGGUUGAUGAGAUGAGAAAAUGUGGAGUCGGUCCGAAUUCUCGAACAUAUGAUAUCGUUUUACAUCACUUGAUAAAGUCUCGCAGAACCAAAGAAGCUUUCACAAUUUUCCAGAGAAUGAGUAGCGAACCUGGCUGUGAACCAACCGUGGGUACAUACGAGAUCAUUGUUAGGAUGUUCUGUAAGGAAGAGCGAGUGGACAUGGCAAUGAGGGUUUGGGAUCAGAUGAAGGCCAAGGGAGUCCUACCUGGAAUGCACAUGUUCUCUACAUUGAUCAACAGCUUGUGCCGCGAGAACAAACUAGAUGAUGCUUGCAAAUACUUUGAUGAGAUGUUGGAUGUGGGUAUUCGGCCUCCAGCACAGUUGUUUAGCAAUCUGAAACAAGCUCUUCUUGACGAGGGGAAGAAGGAUACUGUUCUCAUUUUGUCUCAGAAGAUUGAUAAACUACGAAAAACGGCGUUAGUAGGGUGAGGCGAUUGCAAGAUUACACAACUCAUCGGCUGGAUUCAGAGGAUCUAGUUUGCCAAUCGAUAUUGCUUUCCAUAUGUAUUUACUAUGAACCUAUUUUUGAAGGUUCUUUAAUUAUAAAAUUUUUGGAUCAA